Colletotrichum gloeosporioides is the source of this 8739-nucleotide messenger RNA. RefSeq names its product Serine/threonine-protein kinase TEL1. Gene Ontology annotation, biological process: DNA repair. Gene Ontology annotation, molecular function: protein binding; protein serine/threonine kinase activity. Lineage: Eukaryota; Fungi; Ascomycota; Sordariomycetes; Glomerellales; Glomerellaceae. The record is from RefSeq and is a predicted model, not a curated record. The transcript has 7 exons. The coding region runs from base 1 to 8739 and encodes 2912 amino acids.
AUGGCGCCUCCAAAGCUCAAGACGGGCGAGAUCACCGUCAACGAUGCCCUCAACGCUAUAUCUGGUGGAACGCUCAAAGAGCGCGGGGCGGGUCUCGACGACCUGAUAUUCCUUCUGGAUAAGAAGGGCAAGACUGCUGCCUUAACCGACCUGGGGGACAAGCACUAUCACCGUAUCUUUGAGGGUCUGUUUCGCUGCGCGAUCGCCGAGAAGCAGAACUUUUAUGGGGGCAAACGAACUACAGCGGCCGCUGCCGGCUCCAGAUUAUCCAAGUGCGCCGAGGCUUUGCGCUUAGCAGUUGCCCACGGUGCCUCGAAACUGAAGCGGAAGACUCUCAUAGCUGUGAUCGAUCAUAUCACACAGACCCUUCCAGGCCCAGGCGAGGAUGCAGACUUCGUAGAGCCGCUACUCAAAGACUACGUAAGGUCUCUCGCCGCGCUACUUGGCCACCAGCCCAAUAGCGAGCAUCUCGCCAUAUUGAGCGCAGACGGCUGGCUAGCCUGUGUUGACUUUUGCAUCGACACAAUUUCACGAUACCUCGAGAAUGCAGACAGAGAUUCCGUUUCGCGUUCGUCUCCGGCUCCUGGUACAGCCUCGAUGGGCUUUUCAACAGGUCGCAGUACCAACCCAAGCCAGCGGGUGACGGGGCAGAUUCAUCGCGGCACUGUUCAGGACCUUCUCCACUGCAUCUACCUGCUUGUCAUUCCUCCAAAUGCGCCUCUUUGGAGAAGAACUAAGGAUUUGUCCAAGACGCUCAUUCAGAUUCUGCAUGUUCGUCAUGUUGGGUUAGGCCAAAUUACACAGCUCGCCUUUGCUUCAAUCAAUGUUUUACUGGCGGCAACCCAGACAGAUGAUCUGUCGCGUGCCAGCAGCUUGGCCAGGGAUUUGGUGCCUCUUGUCAGUCAUUGGUGGCAAGGUCGUACAGUUUCUCAAGAUGAGAUGCUGAAUUCGGUCAGAGACGAAAUGUUGAAGACCAUCUUCCUUACCCACUUGCAUCUCGAAUGUCUCGUUUUCCAGGAGGAUGACCACGUUCUUAAGGGCAUCGAAGACCUCAUAGAUGCCUUGUGGCAAGAGUACUCUCGGCGAGACCUUCGAUCACAACUUCAGCUGGAGGAUCUCACUUUCGUACCGCAUCGAUUGCCUCAAGAUUAUUUCACUAUUUCACUAUUCGGUCUUCGCCCUCACAACCGCGAUGGCGAAAGAAGAUGGGCGUUGGUCCAGAAUCUCGCCAUUUUAGAACGUAUCCUGUGGAAGGCCCGGAAGCAGCAACGGUCUCAGUCACCAGAUGAGCAACCUCGGAAGAAGCGCAAAACACAUACAAGCCGGAUCCAAGAAUAUCUCCAGUCGCACAAUUCAGCUACACAGCGAACAGCAUUGCAGCUGGUACCUUUUCUCUUGAACCUUGGCACUUAUACCAAAACAGAUAUUGCAGAGCUGCUACCAAAUGUGGUAGCCUUUAUCAGCGACAAGGACGCAACUACCGCUUCUUGGGCGAUGCUAGCUUGUGCAAGUUGCACUCAAACCGACUGCGUUGACAGCACUGUAUGGAAGCACAUAUGGCAGAUUGCGGCGAGAGCCAUCAGUCUACCUGGUACUAGCCGAGCGGCUUGUGUCUUUCUUCAUACGGUUCUGGAAGCGAAAACCGAACUCCUUUCCUAUCAUGACGUUUCAGACGAAGUGAACAGCAUAGUCACAACUGCCGACGUCAACGGGCCCAUACUCCUCGUUGAUUCUUCGAUUACCCUUAUGCUGCAUCUACUCUUUCUUCGGAACGUGAAGCUGCCGAAUGCCAGUCAAGCGACGAGCCAUCACAUCAUUCGAUGGAUCUUUUUGAAAUGGAAUCCAACUGAAAUGAGCUAUGCCGCUCUAUACUCAAUUCAUGCGCCAGUAACUGAACUAGUCAACUUGAUUCGUGCCUGCUGCGGCUCUGCACUUCUGCACCAUACGUCCCAAGAGGCCGUGUCAGGCGGUUCAAUAUGUCAAACUUGGAGAGCCCAGUACCACGCUUCUGUGCUGACCAGAUACCUGCUCUUGCUGGAAGAACCAAAGCCACAAACCCGGGAGGCCACGAGCUGUGGUCAAGCUGUUGCAUCAGUUGAACUGAUCAAAGCUGGUGACUCGGCAGCAUUCCAUGCCUCAAAGAAGCUCGUACUGGAGCUUCUGUUCCCGAAAAUCGAGAGCUUGCAAGAUCUUUGCGAGUCAUGGAGCAAAAAAGGAUCAGAGGGCGGCACGCAAAUAUCCUCAGACAGAUUCCACAGUCUCUUUUCAGCUGUGGUUGCAGGAACCAUGCUUGUCUCGCAGCUGACUGAUCUAAAUUCAGGACAGUCGCGGGACAUCGAGUCGACCAUCGCCAAGCUCACCAGCACAAGCCUUGAGGCUGCUACUGCUUCAGACGACAGUCAGCAGUUCUUCGAGAUAUUGUUCAAAAUCAUGCGGCCUGUCCUCCCGUCCUUGGAGACAGAGAGCAUUAACGCAAUUUUGAAAGAUGAUACUCCGCUGCUCAAACUAAUCACAAAGAUAGCCGAGGCAUAUCGCGAUCAAUCAAGCCGCCAAUCUUCGGGGCAAAACCAAGAUUUCAUGGAUCUGGACGAUGAAUUCGACUCACAAGAGAGUAAGGCCAGUAUCGCAACAAAACCGGCUGAUGUUCCUCGUUUGAACACAUCCUUGAGCUUGGACUUGGGAGCAUUCUAUCUUGCGACUGAGCAGCGGAUGUACUUCUUCGAGGCGAUGCACAAUGAUAGAGGUCAAGUAGGCCUUGUUCCACAAGAUUUCUUGGAGCAGCUGCUGGACCUCUCUGAUGAAGGGUUUUUGAUGUGUGCUGCCUUGACUUUCGAAAUAUUCGGCUCCGACCUAAACAUAGGCCCAGAUGUUGCUGAACAGGUGGUCGAGAAGAUCGGCUACAUCAUUGGAGAAGCAGAAUACAAUUGUUGCGAAGUGGCGCACUCAACCAGCUUGCGCAUUCUGGAGGGCCUCAUGCAGAUCUGGGUCGAUGAGAAAGUCGAAGUAUCCAAGAUGGUUGGCGACCUCUAUGACCAUCUUGUCGGCUCUAUGUCGAAGAAUAGUCUUUCACCAAAAUCGCAGAUAUCUCUGGCAAGUUUGCUGCUUGCUUUGCUGCGAAACGAAACUCAGUAUGCAGACAAUUUCGGGUCGACGUCUUGCCGCACAACGUUGCUGUCUAUCAUGAAACAGGGGACGCUUGCUGUAAAGCACUUCAUCGGGGUCGCCUUGCCAGACAUUUUCGGCGUUUAUGUGCUCAAAAUGCACGACGAAAUUUUCGUUGAUGUCUUGAAUAGUCUGCCCACUGAUCCAGAAGCAAUUGAGGGAAUCGCGUUUCGGCUCUUUGUUCUGUCACAACUUGCCUGUCGCUGGCCAACCCUUCUUAGGAGGAGCACAUACCACAUCUUCGAAACACCUGGCAAGAUUGCUCAGUCUGCGAAGUACGCCAAGAGAUGCCUGGAUAAUGUCUCGACCGCUCUUCAGUUGAGUUCGUCCAAAGAGCUUUUCCAGAUUUUCAGCCCACAACUGCUAUACACGUGGCUGGAACUAGAUGCCAUGGACGACAUACCGUUUGAGAUAUUCGGUUUCACCAGUCUCGAUGCACUACUUCAAGAAGCACAAGCCGAGAUCGCAGCCUUGGAAAUCAUGCGAGGGCGCUACGACAGCGUACGGACACUAUCCGAGAGACUUGGUAUGCCUCUUGCCGAGAUGGUCAAACAAAGCUUCACGAAGAUCAUGGCGUACACAAUCGCUCACGAAACAAGCAUAUCUGCCUCCGAGACCCAGAACGACGGGAGUGAGAACUGGGUGAAGAAGUUACUGGGUAGAGAGCAGUUUCUUGACCAGAUUUACCUCAACUUCGUGGACAUCGUGGCCCUGUUCUUCGAUAUUUUCGACCAAGAGGAUCCAAUCGAAAAGCAGCUGUCUAGGGACAAAAACUUUCAAUACGCCUCGAUCAAUAUGGAAGAAAUGAAGAAGUUCGCCAUGUCACCAACGAACUUGCCGGCCAAUCAACAGCCGAUGUUCAGAUCCAAGUUCUUGCUCAGGGAGCUUUUUCAUCUAUGCAGCCAGACAGAAUAUGAGCUUCAGACUUUGUGGACACCAGCACUUGUAAUUGCGGUCACACGGAAGCUUCUCAACACGAUCCAUCCAGCUUUAGGAUCUCUACAUGCUUGCUCGGUACUUAGAAAGGUACGGGUUGUUAUCGCCCUUGCUGGACCAGUCGCGCUCGAGGCAUACCCUCUUGAGAUGCUACUUUCUUCGACCAGACCCUUCAUCGUGGACUCCGAAUGCGCAGAUGAUGCACUAGGCAUCAGUCGAUACCUCCUAUCCAAAGGACAUGGCCAUCUUCUCAAUACUCCAUCCUUUCUAGCCGGGUAUGCACUAUCAACCUUAGCAUCCCUCAGAGUAUUCCUUGAGUCCAGCCAGUCAAGCACAACCCAAGAGAGCCAAUUCAGAGCUACCAUGAGCAAGGCCCAGCAAUUCCACUCCUGGUUUAGCGCAUACCUAGCAGGAUACGAAUCGCCAAUUCUUGCCGAUGAAGAGCAGAGGCAAGCAUUUCGGUCAAUUACUCAGUCCGCCUCUAAGAUUCGGUCGUCUGGAAACGCCGAGAAGGGUACGAGCGAGAGUACCCUUCUUCUGGAAAUUCUCAAAGAUGGGGAGCGCGAUCAGAAGCUUUUGAACGAGGCUGCCCGAGACCUGGCCCUUGGCAUGCUUUGCGGUGACUUCGUCGUGCCCUCUACCGGCCACCAGGACGUGAUUGAGAACGAUGAUGAAGCGCUCCAAAACAGCGCUCUUGUGUGGAAGAGCUGCAAUGCUCUCGAUUUGAGUGAUGAAUACCUCGCAUGGGCUGGUCGUGUUGUGGGCAGGUCAUUCGCUGCGUCUGGAGAGAUUCAGCCAGAACUGUUGGAGGAAUCCGAACUUUCGCGGUGCAACAGGCUAGCCCCCGGAUCUAACAACUCCGAGCAGGGGAUUCUGAAUCUGCUGCAGCAGCUCACGCAGAGCAAGCACACGGAAAUUUCGGGUCUCGCGGAGUCUGCCUUACGGACGAUCGUUUCGGAAGCUGAUGCGCAAGGGGAUGACGCUCUCCUCGUCGCAUCCCAAACGACUCUGACCGAACCUCUAUUUGUGGCUUCUGCUUGGGGGCCAUAUCGCACGCCCCCAACCGAUUUCAUCGCUUCACAGAACAUUCCUGAUUCACAGGUCUUCUUCCGUGAUCACGUCGAAAGCCCAGAUUGGAUUCAAGAACUGGCAGUUCAUCUUGCGCAGUCUGUUCCCGAAUACAUCAUCCUCGCUGCCUUGGUACCGAUUCUGAAGAAUGUCAAGGGAUUUGCGCAGGAUUCGUUUCCAUUCAUCGUCCACUUGGCUCUAUACAGCCAACUUGACAAGCAGCACGUCAUCAAGCGCAACCUCUCUGAAGCCACGAAAGAGUGGCUCAAGAUUCAAGACGAAUCUGCUCGUACAAACCAAAAGCAUCUGAUCAACACCGUCUUGUAUUUGAGAACGCAGCAGCUACCGAAGGAGACAUCUAUAGCAGAUCGUGCUAUGUGGCUGGACGUCGACUUUACCUCCGCAGCUGCGGCCGCCUCGCGCUGCGGUAUGUACAAGACCGCGCUUCUGUUUACUGAAGUGGCUGCAUCCCAAGCCACACGAUCAUCGCGGAGAUCGUCAGCAGUUCGUGACGAAGACUCGACGGACGUUCUUCUCUCCAUAUUCGAGAACAUCGAUGAUCCUGAUGCCUACUAUGGCUUGCCUCAACCUUCAGAUUUGUCCAGCGUUCUUAGCCGCUUGGAAUACGAAAAGGACGGCUCGAAACUUUUGGCUUUCCGCGGCGCUCAGUACGACAGCCACAUUCAGCGCGGGGAUCACGCUUCUCAAUCAGAUAGCCAAUCACUUGUCAGAGCCCUCGGUACUUUAGGACUUGCAGGACUUGCGUAUUCUAUGCAACAAGCCCAAGAGAAUCAUGAUGCUGAUGAAGACUCCCUCGCGAGUACGUUUCAAACCGCUCGCAGACUGGAACGAUGGAAUCUGCCAGCACCGGCUUCGGUUGAUAACUGCUCAGUGACAAUCUACAAGGCUUACCAAAACAUCCAACAAGCUGCCGAUACGCUUUCAGUCCGAAGUUCCAUCUAUCACGGCUUCAGCCAUACAAUGCGCAAUCUCGUCAACGGGGGACUGAAUGCGGCUAAGCUGAGGCAGCACCUUGGUGCUCUUGCGGCAUUGACAGAGCUGGAUGACGUUAUAAAUGUUUCUGAUUUCUUGGAGCUGGAGGGCAUGCUUGAGAAAUUUGAGCAGCGCGGACAAUGGAUGAGACGCGGACGAUACGAAGACGUCAGUCACAUGCUUUCCUGUCGAGAGACAACUUUGAGUUUGAUGAGCCAACAGCCCAAACUUCGCAAUACGAGCCUCUCUACCGCCGAAGCAAGACAGAUCGAGAUUCGUUCUAAGCUGAUGUCUUCUGGUAUUUACCGAUUUCAUCAAGCUACGCAGGAGUCACUCAAUGUGUCAACCUCGCUUACUAGUCUGAUCGUACCUUGCGAAAACCUGGGCUUGAAAGUCGAUGCUGCUGUCAAAAUUGAAGCCGCCAAUUCGUUGUGGGAUCACGGAGAGAUGAUUCACUCCAUUCGAAUGCUUCAAGGCAUUGACAACGAUUCUUCCCUCAAAAAGCAGACAAUUCCUGUUAGUCGCUCGGAUUUGUUGUCAAAGAUCGGCCACCAAGUCUCAGUAGCAAGGCUAGAAAAACCGCAUCAUAUUCAGAAGAAUUACCUCGAGCCGGCGCUCAAAGAGCUUAAGGGGAAAAGCGAGGGCCAACAGGCUGGACGUGUGUACCAUCAAUUCGCCAUGUUCUGUGACGAGCAGCUGCAAAACCAAGAUGGCCUCGAGGACCUGGCAAGACUUCAAAGUCUGCGACAAGGCAAGAGCGAUGAAGUUGCCCAACUUCAGAGUCUCAUUGCAAGCACCCGCGACUCUCAGCUGAAGACCAGGUAUCAGUCUCAUCUGAACCGCGCCAAGCAAUGGCUAAGUCUGGACGAGCAAGAGCUUCGUCGCGUUGAGACAACGAGAAGCGAAUUUGUGCGGCUCAGUCUGGAAAACUAUCUGUUAUCACUCAUUGCAUCGGAUGAGUAUAACAACGAUGCCUUACGAUUCACCGCUCUGUGGCUUGAACGAUCGAAUGAAGACGCCACCAACGAAGCUGUACAGAAACAUCUCGGCAAGGUUCCAACAAGAAAGUUUGCAACGCUGAUGAAUCAGCUGUCAUCUAGACUGCAGAACGAGUCAAAUCCGUUCCAAAAACUCCUGACCACGCUCGUCUACAAUAUCUGCGUCGACCAUCCUUACCACGGCAUGUAUCAAAUUUGGUCCGGAUCGAAAGUUAAGCCCCGUAAGGAGGACCAUGUUGCUCAGCUGAGGAUCAGGGCUGCCGAGAAGCUUGCUGGGCUCUUGCAGUCCAACCAAACCGUCGCCGCGAUAUGGCAAGCAAUUGACAGGACAAGCUCUUACUAUCACCGCUUGGCCGUCGACCGGGACAAUUCUAAGUUCAAGGCUGGACAUAAAAUUGCCCUCAAGGAAAUCCACUCGGCUCAGUCGCUCGUCAAUGCGCUCAUCAAGUACCAUAUCCCUCCGCCGACUAUGCAACUCGAAGUAGCAGCGGACAAGGACUACUCGAAUGUCCCCACUAUUGCAAGCCUAGAUCCCCAGAUGUCAAUUGCGUCUGGCGUCAGUGCACCGAAGAUCAUCACGGCCAUCGGGACCGACGGACAAAAAUACAGACAGUUGGUUAAAGGUGGCAACGAUGACUUGCGCCAGGACGCCAUCAUGGAACAGGUCUUUGCUGCCGUUUCUUCCCUUCUGAAGCUGCAUCGAUCGACACGGCAGAGGAAUCUCGGCAUCAGAACGUACAAGGUUUUGCCCCUGACGUCAGCCUCUGGGUUGAUCGAAUUCGUCCCAAAUACUAUCCCAUUACACGAGUUCUUGAUGCCAGCCCACGAGAGGUACUUUCCCAAAGACCUCAAGGGUUCUCAGUGCAGGAAGGAGAUCUCCAAUGCACAGGGAAAGUCCACCGACCUGCGCAUCAACACUUACCGAAAGGUAACGGAGCGAUUCCAUCCCGUUAUGAAGUAUUUCUUCAUGGAAAAUUUCGAAGAUCCCGACGAAUGGUUUGUCAGGCGCUUGGCAUAUACCCGCACGACAGCAGCAAUUUCGAUGCUUGGACAUGUCCUUGGUUUGGGAGAUAGGCAUGGCCACAACAUCUUGUUGGACCACAAGACCGGAGAGGUCGUCCACAUUGAUUUGGGCGUAGCAUUCGAGAUGGGACGAGUGCUUCCUGUGCCUGAGCUGGUGCCGUUCCGUUUGACCCGGGACAUUGUGGAUGGCAUGGGAAUAACCGGGACGGAGGGCGUUUUCCGUCGCUGCUGCGAGUUUACGCUACACGCCAUGCGAGAGGAGACAUACUCCAUCAUGACGAUUCUCGACGUUUUGCGUUACGACCCCUUGUAUUCGUGGUCAAUCAGUCCCGUCAGAUUGGCGAAGUUACAGGGUGGUGGGCAAGAUGAUGCGGACGACGAUGUCGCUGGGAAGAAGCAGGUGAAUGAGCCGGGAGAGGCCCAUCGUGCCUUGGAGGUCGUGCGGAAGAAACUGUCGAAGACGCUAAGCGUCACGGCGACCGUCAACGACCUUAUAAACCAGGCAACCGAUAUUAGUAACCUUGCCGUCCUGUACUCGGGCUGGGCUGCAUAUGCGUAA